Molecule: messenger RNA, 784 nt
Organism: Carcharodon carcharias (great white shark)
Lineage: Eukaryota; Metazoa; Chordata; Chondrichthyes; Lamniformes; Lamnidae
Exons: 2
Coding region: 149-784 (211 amino acids)
Source: RefSeq, a predicted model, not a curated record
GCUCCCGCCUUUCCUUGCUUGCGGGUCUCGCUCGAGCGGGUUACCCCUCAGCCUUCUCUUUUCCAAAGAAAAGAGCGAUUUGUGGAUAGAGAACCUGAAGAAGGCAGCUCUUCGGCCUAUCCAGAGGAUCGAAAUCCUCAAAACUCACAUGAUACCCCGAAUAUAUUUCCACCUGAUCCUCGCAGAGGUCUCACAGAAUACACUAGUCAAACUAGACCAAUCUAUCAAGAACGGUACAAAAGAAAUCCUACAUCUUCCGCCACACACGGCGGAUGGUUUACUAUACAGCAGUAACAGGAAUGGAGGUCUGGGCAUGCCGAGGCUCGAAGUGCAGAUUCCGUCCGCCAUAAUCCGAAAGCUGGAGGCGCUGGAGAGCUCACCGGACGCGGUGAUAGAGGCCUCCUUUGAAUUCAGCAGAAUUGACAAUAAACGAACAAUCAAAUCCCUGAGGAACCUCAAAGUACUCAGAGAGAUCGAAGAAGCCCUUAAGGAUAGUGGAGGUCCAAGAGGUGCUGAUGAAGGAAUUGGCGUGGAUGAAAUUGGUAUCGCAAUGGGAUGGACGGAUAUCACCCAAACUUCCAGGCCCAAACCCACCAACAGAUACGCGGCUUGGAGGGAGGCGGAAUACCGGAAGUGGACCAAACUCCAAUGCCAAGGAAUCGGCAUCGGGUAUUACGGAAAUGACUAUGCCUCUAAUUCCUGGACAAGAACAUGUUUCAAUAUUAAACAAUCCAGGCUAAUAAACUACUGCGGUGCAAUCUCUACCCUACGAGAUGCACCUUAA